Acaulospora morrowiae is the source of this 1827-nucleotide messenger RNA. Lineage: Eukaryota; Fungi; Glomeromycota; Glomeromycetes; Diversisporales; Acaulosporaceae. The record is from the annotation of a GenBank genome assembly.
AACCGCAAGUUAUAUUCCGUUAUGAUGCCUAAGAAAAAUAUAAUGAGAAGAUGCGUUAUGGUAGAAGGUCCAAAGUACGUGGAUAAUUCUAUACUAGAAUUAUUGUGGAGAUUAGGGGUCCCUCAAGCUUUUCGCAGGGGCUUCAACAUACCCUGGGAAACUCAAAACGGUAUGGUUCUCAUUGCUCCCAAAGCAAAAUACAAGCCGGCGGGAUAUGUUUACCGUCUCUUCUCGGGAAAAGCGAAUCAGGAAUUGCAUAAGCAAAAAUCCACUACGUUACGUGCAUACAAUCGGUUGCUGGCAAUUCAAGAUUUUUUGGAUGGGAUUGAUGAGCGGAUAGCCCGAAAAUCUCAAGGAUUCGAUCCAAAUCGAUUAUUUCUGUAUGAUGAGAAGAUGUUAAGCUCGGCGAGACUGAAAUACUGGUCAGGAGAUGUAAAAGUAACAAAUAUUGUGAAUGAAAUACUCAAAUUGGCUGAUGAAAUUUCUUCAACGGUCGCAUCUUGGUAUGAAACAGCCAAAAAUUUGCGUGAUGACACCAAAACACAGGUGGAAUUCUUGGAUUUGAAAAACGGCGAUAAUUCAAAAGCAUUUUUGAAUGACAAUACUGAUAUAUUGGAAGAUAAAAAUGAUUUCGUCAUCGAGGAUGUCGAUAAAACCUCUGACUUUGAGUCAGAAAAAUUAGAAAGUGAUGCAUCCGUGAUCCUUUCCCAAGUUUCCAUUCCAUCUUUAUUUGAAAAUAUUACAAUAUUAACAUUAGCUCAUCAUUUUUCCGGUAAUGUUAAUCAUUCUCGUUGGGCGGCAAAUCUCAUACGUACAUUCCUGCUUUCAUCUUAUGGAAUUCAAGAAAAAAUCAUGGAUUCACAAGUUCCCUCAAACGAUUAUAAUCACCUUGACACAAUUAACGAAGAGGGUUACGGCUUUCCGUACCUUAACAAAAUCCCUCGUGCUAUACCAAAAUACAAAUCUGCCCUUUUUCGGCACUCGAAAGAUUUAUUCGACGUCGAUCCCAGCUCUUUCUUGGAUUCAUGUAGGCUACUAUAUCGUGCUAAGGCGAUUACACACAAAGAAUACAUUGAAAUUCGACUUCUUGCAUCAUGUUGGUUGGAAAUACUGCUCAAUUCACCUAAAGGAAUAGAAAUCUCCAUCAACCCUGAUCACCGUGGCACUUUAUAUGACCUUCAGGUGAUUUCCUUGGCAGGCUUCUUGGAUGAUGUGAGACUUUACCUGCGCGUCACCAAUCGUGUCCGCAUGCGCAUUGCCAAACACUUUUAUGUUGACAGUGACGCGCCAGUCGCGUCACCAAUGACACAAAUUAAUGAAAUAAUAUAUGUCAAUAAUGAGAUUAGGCAGGGUCGAAUACAAUCAGACGAUUUUGAGGACAGCGUAUUUAAAUAUUCUACACUUAACCUUCAAUAUUGGAUAUUAUUGACAAGGAUUAAUCAGAAUGUGGGAAUUGGACCGGAUUUGUGGCAAUAUGUUUCACAUGACGGAAAACAACUUUCCCGGGCAAUAAUUGGACAUUUGGGCAAAUAUUCGAAAAACUUUGAGAAUACCACUUCAUUAUUACCUUUAUUAUAUAUUACUCGUACAGCAUUUCUUCAUUCCGGAAAAAAACUUGGAAUAACUUAUAACUGUGAAGAGCAUAAAAAAAUGGAAUAUUCACCAGAAAAUUUUCAACAAUUUAUGAAGAACCUUGAUGGAAAAAAAGGAAACACUGAAAAGAUCAAGUUGAUGUUAUUGUGUGAAGGUGAUCUGAUUGAAAAUGAUGUGAACGUGGAUCCAAGAAAAACCGGUUUACCUCCGUUGUGGAUGCUUGGUGUUGCAUAA